Neltuma alba is the source of this 3416-nucleotide messenger RNA. RefSeq lists its product as uncharacterized. Lineage: Eukaryota; Viridiplantae; Streptophyta; Magnoliopsida; Fabales; Fabaceae. The record is from RefSeq and is a predicted model, not a curated record. The transcript is spliced from 4 exons. The coding region runs from base 150 to 3119 and encodes 989 amino acids.
CUGCUUGCUUUCACAUCCGGACUUAUUCUCCCUCCUAUUCGCUCCUCGGCGUAUCUUCGGUGAACUGCUCUCUCGCACCCUCUCGUUGUUUCUGCUCUCCCAUUAAGUUUUUUUCAGUGGAAGCUAGUGUGCUUGGCCUUCUGUAUAGUAUGGAGCAAGAAGGAAAGAAGGACAUUGAGAAUCCUCCAGAUGCAUCUUCUAAACCUGAGUUACUGGAAAUGGAUGACAGCAGGAAGGAUGCUGAAUCAACAGAGAAAAAUAACAGCAAGCAGCAUGCAGAGUCAUCAGAAAAGGAUGACAGCAAGAAGGAUGCAGAGUCAUCAGAAAAGGAUACCAGCAGUAAGGAUGCAGAGUCAUCAGAAAAGGAUAGCAUCAGGAAGGAUGCAGAGUCAUCAGAAAAGGAUAGCAACAAGAAGGGUGCAGAGUCAUCAGAAAAGGAUAGCAACAAGAAGGGUGCAGAGUCAUCAGAAAAAGAUAAUAAGAUGAAGGAUGCAGAGGUUGCACCUGAGGGAACUAGUAAAACAGGUUCAAGCGACAAGAAUACCCCACGACUGUUAAAGGCUCGACCUAAAAUUGUCAAGAAGUCUCCGGGUGGGAGUUUGAAGACCAAAAAGACCAAAGGGGCUCAAGGGGAUACAGGGAAUGUGGAGCAAGAAGAAAGUAGGAAGGAUGUUGAGAAUUCUCCAGAUUUGUCUUCUAAAUCUGAGUCUUUUGAAAAUGAUAACAGCAAGAAGGAUGUAGAGUCAUCAAAAACAGAUAAUGGCAGGGGUGCAGAGUCAUCAGAAAGGGAUAUUGGCAAGGAUGCAGAGUCAUCAGAAAAGGAUAAUGGCAAGGAUGCAGGGUCGUCAGAAAAGGAUGACUGGAAGAAGAAUGUGGAGUCAUCAGAAAAGGAUGACAGCAAAAAGGAUGCGGGGUCAUCGGAAAAGGAUGACAGCAAAAAGGAUGCAGAGUCAUCGGAAAAGGAUGACAGCAAGAAGGAUGCGGAUUCAUCAGAAAAAGAUAACAUGAAGGAUGCAGAGAAUUCCUCCAAAGGAUCUGGUCAACCAGGGACAAGUGACAAGAAUAAUCCUCAAUCAUUAAAGGCUAAACCAAAAAUUGUGAAGAAGUCUCUGGUUCGUAGAUUGAAGACCAAAGUGAGUAAAGGCGUUCAAGGAGACAUUGGGCAUAUGGAGCAAAAAGAAAGCGGGAAGGACACUGAAAAUUCUCUAAAUAUGUCUCCAAAGCCCAAUUUGUCAGAAAUAGAUAAAAGCAAGAAGAAUACAGAGUCAUCAGGAAAAGGUAGCAUCAAGGAUGCAGAGAAUGCCCCCAAUGAAUCUAGUCAACCAGAGUCAAGUUGCAAGAAUUCCCCACAAUCAUUAAAGGCCAAAUCUAAAAUUGUCAAGAAGUCUCAGGUUGGUGGAUCCAAGGCCAAAAAGACUAAUGGUGUUCAAGGGGACACCGGGAAUAAGGAACAACAAGAAAACAGGAAAGACAGUGAGCAUCCACCAAAUGUGUCUUCUAAAUCUGAGCCAUCAGAAAAAGAUAACAGCAAGAAGGAUGCUGAGAAUCCUCCUGUAGGAUCUAGUAAAAUUGAGUCAAGUGACAAGAAUACCCCACAAUCAUUAAAGGCCAACCCUAAAAUUGUGAAGAAAUCUCAGGCCAGUAAAUUUAAGACAAAUAAGAAUAAAGUUGCUCAGAAGAUUUGGGAAAAACAAAGGAGGAAGAAUAAGAAACUAUGGAGAAGCUCAGAUAAAAAAACUUCACUAGGCACCCGACUGAAGAGAACUACUGAUGAACAGCCUGAGAAGAACCAGAGGUAUGAGAGCAAUAAGGUGGACUGGCAUAAUAGGAGCAAUGCCAUGAGUAAAAAGAGUAAAGGUAGGGAUGGUGGAAUUAGAAAGAGUCAAUCAAAUGAGAAAAACAGAGAAAAACUUGGUGGCUUAAUCUUUAUGUGCAAUGCAAAGACGAAACCCGAUUGUUUCCGUUAUCGUGUCAUGGGUGUUUCAGCUGGUAAAAAAGAUGUUGUUUAUGGAAUCAAGCCAGGGCUGAAGCUUUUUCUGUAUGAUUUUGAUCUUAAGCUGUUGUAUGGGAUAUACCAGGCAACAUCUUCUGGUGGCAUGAAACUGGAACCAAGAGCUUUUGAGGGUUUGUUUUCUGCUCAGGUGCGAUUCUCCAUCGACAAGGAUUGUUAUCCGCUACCCGAGAGCGUUUUCAAAAGGGCUAUCAAGGAAAAUUACAAUGAAAAGAACAAGUUCAAAACAGAACUUACUGUUAGACAAGUUAGGAAGCUGACAGAGCUAUUCCGACCAGCAGGAAUUCAUUCUACUUUGCGCCCUGCCCGCUCCCCUCCAAAGGUGACUGUCCGGGAUAGGGAAGUUCGUGAUGGUGUAAGGGGAUCAAGGCUACAUUCCCAGAGGGAACGGCCUGUCAGAGAAUAUUAUGCCAAUAGCCAUUUGAAUAGUUAUAAUGGGCUGCCUGAUGGAAGAGAUCACCGGAUUGAGCAGAGAGAGGAAGUUCCUCGCCGGAUUGAACAGAGAGAGGAAGUUCCUCGCCGGAUUGAACGGAGAGAGGAAGCUCGUCGUGAUUUAUUUCUUACCGAGAGGGACUAUCGAGCUUAUGGUUUACAAGGAGAUAGAAGUGUUGUAGAUCCUCCAUCUCAUGUCAAUCCCAGGUUGGAUCGUUACGAGAGAGACUAUGAAAGGGAUCGCCGUCAACAUGUGGGCCCUAUCUACGGGGACAAUGUCCUUGUACAUGCAGAAACACUUCGCCCUGAUCCUCCUUAUUUGGAUGAGACCAAGUAUCAGGCCUACAGUCGUGGUACAAGACAUGACUAUGCAAAUGAUCUAUAUCAUCACUAUCACCACAGUACUUCAUCAAGGGACUCGUAUAUACCACCACCCUUGGCUAGAGAGGAAAUCCCUUCAAGUUCUUACUUUGCUGGUGAAAGAACCUUGGCUAGGGCUGAUGAACACCUUCGGAGGAGAGAAACUGGUCAAGAUAGGCGAUAUUCAACGUACUCAGCUGAAGCUCUGUCAGAAUAUAACCGGACCCAGCACUACAAUGGGACCAGGCCAGACGAUGCGCCAAUCCCAGUCUCAUCUCGUUAUUCUUUUGCUGGCCCUUCGUACUCCUAUCGCUAAUUUACAUGUGCGUCUUUACUCUCUUUCCAGAUUUCCUGAAGAUUAUUAUCCUUGAUAUUUAUUCACUGUUAUCUUGAAGAUUAUUGUCCUUGUCAUGAUAAAGUCACUGUAUUAGCCUAGUUUUACUGUACUAGCCAAGAUUUUUAUUUUUAUCCCAGGCUUCUUCGGUGGCUGUAAAUUUUGGGAGUUUUGAUUCAGGGAUGAUACUUGGCAACAGUGUAGAACAUGCUGGAUCUUAGGAGUGGCCAGUUCAACGGUAAUAAACAAUCAAAUGAAAAGAAGACAAUUUUAUUUAAA